AAAAACAACAACACAAGUUAACAGCAUUGAAUAGAAGACAGGUCCAGAAUGGACAGCAGCACCAAGGACAAAAGUGAAAGGUCUUCUUGCUAUGGAAAUCAUCUACAUGUACCUACCACUGACUUUACUGACCUGCUCAGAUUCCUGUAUGAAUAUCAAUGGCUCUACGAUUUCAAAGUGACAGAAAUCUUCACAAGCUGUAUUUGGAAGAAAAUUCCUCCAGAGUGGAUGACAACAUUUGUAAGCCUUUCUCAGGAGGAGUUAAGAGCAAUGCCAGAUGGUCAAUAUCAGGAAUCAUGGCCUGAGUCAUUGAAAUUCUUCAUCAAAACCAGUCAGAAGUAUUCUUUGAGUCGCGAUAUGAACCAGCAGCGCUUUAAAAUAAAUAAAACAUGUAAACAAGGACAAGAUUGUGAAUGUUCCCCUUACAAACAUGUUCCCCCAGUUCAUAACACCACAAGGUUUCCUUCUCUGCAAAAAGAACACCGGUUUACGCCCUUAAGUGACAGUACACAAUGUUCUGUCAUGCCUGGUAGUGCACAUUUUACACCAACAGUUGUCCAAGAACAGUUGUCUACCCUGAAGACAUUGUCUCAUCUGGAUGACAAGGCACAGUUAUCUCCCCUACAUGUCUCACAACAGUUGCCUUCCUUGGAUAUCACUCAACAGAUGUCUUACUUAAAUGUCAGUGCAGAUUUGUUUCCCCUGGAGUUUGUCACACAUUUCUCUCCCUUGGACCCCAGUGACAUUGACCCAUCCAUUAGGAGAGGAAUGUCUGCCAAGAAGCUUCAUGAAGUAUGUAACAUGAGCAGCCUGGUUGCUAGGAUAGCAGAACUGGCAGGAAGUGAUGUCAUAGUGGAUAUUGGAGCUGGAUUGGGUUACCUAGGCCAGGUGUUACACCACAACUAUGGACUACCAGUACUUGGGGUUGAAGGUCAGGGGAACCAUACAGCAGGGGCUGAAAUAAGGGCCACCCAUACAGAUUCCUGUCCAUUUCUACACAAUACUACAUGCAGGAUAACUCGGGAUGAACAGUCACUCAAAGAGUUGUCUUCCUUGGUGUCCGACUGGUUCACAAAUCUGCCUUCCCUGGCAUGUACACAUAUGACUGGUUUGCAGUGUGGCAGAAAUCAAAUGGAACGUCCAGAUGAUAAGCAUUCAGUUAGGCGCGAUGAAGAAAGGAAUAUUGUUGAGUGCCCUAUAACAAGUUCUAAAAAGCGUUCAGUUAAUAGCUGUUAUAAUGCAAGCACAAAAACUGCUGGGACAUAUGAAACACUUUUUGAUAGAACAAAUCAGCUCACUCAAAAUACAAAUCAAAGAUGUAUGGCAGCUUUCAACACAGACAUGGCAGCUUUCAACACAGACAUGGCAGCUUUCAACACGGACUGUAAGCUGGGACAGAAGAGUUCAAAUUACAUAUCAGAGGCAAAAAUAAAGUUAACAGAAAAUCCUGGUGAAAAUUGUGAACAUAAACAUUUUAAUUGCAAUGAAAAAUGUGAAAAACCAAACAGUAAUACUUUUGAGAGUUAUAAUAAUCGAUCAUAUGAUUGCUGCAACCAUGGUAAAAGUCAAAUAGAGGGCAGCAGUUUCUGUCAUCACAGUAACAGGCAGCUUAGAGUUUGCAUGAUCGGGUUACAUUGCUGUGGGGAUCUCACGCCGACCAUUCUGCGAUAUUUUGUGAGGACUGACUGGAUUACUUCCCUUUGUUGUGUGAGCUGCUGCUACCAUAGGAUGGAAUACUCUGAAGCAGAUAAGUGCAUCUCUAACUUUCCUAUGAGCGAUACCCUAGGCAGACAACUCCGGGCAUUCCAACAAAAUCAUCCAGAGUUUAGAUUGUCUCCCUUUGCAAUGAGACUGGCUGCACAGGAAACAAGGUCUAGAUGGCAACAUCAGAGUUCGGAAGAUCAUAAUGUCCACACCAGGAACGUGGCAUACAGAGCUAUACUGGAGACCUGCUUACAAACAGGAGACUACAGUUUAUCCAAGACAACCCGGAAGUUGGUACCACGUUCAAGCUACGAGUGCAUUGAAAGUUACUCAACAUCUGUUUUUAAACACAUUGUGUUACCACAGUCAGUGUCCCUUCAGGAUGAUGCACAGAAGUUCAAGGAAACAAUGGUUACACUCCAUGACAACUUUAUGCAGUACUUCUGUCUGAUUGAACCUAUCACGGCGCUACAGUUUCUACUACAACCUGUGCUGGAAUCCCUGGUCUACGUCGACAGGCAGAUCUGCUUGGCUGAGAACGGUUGCCAUGGAAACAUAGUUAUCGUGUUUGACGAGUUCAUUUCGCCGAGGAACAUUGCUCUCAUUGCUAUAAAACCAGAUGGACACUAAACAAAAACCUCUUAGAUACUAGUAUAUUGAUUGCAUCGACAUAAUAUUAUGGUGUAGACUUGUUGGUCUGACACUUGUCUUCAAAUAAACAAUAAUUGCAACCUUAA
Messenger RNA from Dreissena polymorpha, 2441 nucleotides. RefSeq lists its product as uncharacterized. NCBI's taxonomy places the organism in Eukaryota, Metazoa, Mollusca, Bivalvia, Myida, Dreissenidae. The record is from RefSeq and is a predicted model, not a curated record. The transcript is spliced from 11 exons. Bases 49 to 2334 code for a protein of 761 amino acids.